ACAAGCCGUGAGGGAUGAACGUCACUCAUAUUUCAGUAUAAUUUUAGGAGUCUUGGAUCUUCUGCAUAGCCUCUACACUUUCUGUCCUGCACGUGUGUCUCAGAAACUCAGACAUUCACCCUGGAGUGAGUCGACAACAACAGCCACUCCCCUGUGUUAUGCUGGAGUAAACCGUAGUGUUAAUAAACAAGAAGACAACAAAGAUGGUGGAGGCACUGGAUGAGAACAAACAGAGGGGUAACUGGAGCAACAAGUGGGACUACCUCCUCUCUCUGGCUGGUUAUGCUGUCGGGAUUGGCAAUGUGUACAGGUUUCCAUACUUGUGCUACAGGAACGGUGGAGGUGCGUUCCUCAUCCCUUACCUGUUGAUGCUGUGUGUGCUGGGACUGCCUCUUUUCCUCCUCGAGUCUGCAGUUGGUCAGUUCAGUUCGUGUGGGUCUGUCUCUCUCUACAAUGUCUGUCCGAUAUUUAAAGGUCUCGGCUAUGCGUCCAUGCUGGUGAACGUGAUCGCCAGCACCUACUACAGCGUGAUCGUCUCCUACCCCAUCCUGUACAUCUUCUACUCUAUGAAGCCCUCACUACCCUGGAGCUCCUGUGACAAUUAUUGGAAUACUGAAGGCUGUCAUGAUACGUUUCCUGAGGUCUUCAACACCACCCUGGCGGAGGACACACCAUUUGUUUUACCUCCUGAAGAUCAGAAAGUCUCACCUGCCGACGAGUUCUUCCAUAACUACAUCUUGGAAAUAUCCGGAGGUAUCGAGGAGCCGGGAAAGUUCGUGUACCCUCUUGUUUGCGCCUCCUUCUUCACCUGGAUCUUCGUGUUCCUCUGCAUCUUCAAGGGCGUCAAGGUGGUGGGCAAGGUGGUGUGGUUCACGGCGACCUUUCCCUUCGUCAUGCUGUUCAUUCUGUUCUUCCGAGGGGUGACGCUGCCGGGCGCAUAUGAUGGCAUUGUCUACUACCUCUACCCUGACUUUAACAAACUGCUGGAGCUCAGGGUAUGGGUCGACGCGGCAGUGCAAAUCUUCUUCUCACUGGGACCUGGCUGGGGCACUCUGGUCACCAUGGGAUCCUUCAACAGGUUCCACAAUAACUGCCUCCGCGACUCCCUCUUGGUGCCCAUCGUCAACUGCGCCACGUCAAUCUUCGCUGGAUUCGUUGUGUUCUCCGUCCUAGGGUUCCUCUCUCAUAAGUUGGGGACUGCUGUUAGUUCUGUGACUACGGCUG
Molecule: messenger RNA, 1224 nt
Organism: Homarus americanus (American lobster)
Lineage: Eukaryota; Metazoa; Arthropoda; Malacostraca; Decapoda; Nephropidae
Product: sodium- and chloride-dependent glycine transporter 2-like
Biological process (GO): sodium ion transmembrane transport
Cellular component (GO): membrane
Molecular function (GO): glycine transmembrane transporter activity
Source: RefSeq, a predicted model, not a curated record